Molecule: messenger RNA, 781 nt
Organism: Capsicum annuum
Lineage: Eukaryota; Viridiplantae; Streptophyta; Magnoliopsida; Solanales; Solanaceae
Product: kunitz trypsin inhibitor 5
Exons: 1
Coding region: 93-755 (220 amino acids)
Molecular function (GO): endopeptidase inhibitor activity
Source: RefSeq, a predicted model, not a curated record
UACCAUCGUUUUGACUGUAUUCAGAUACUCUAUAUAAACAUGACUGGUCACUCGUAAGUACUCACAUUUUCCAAGAAAAAAGGGAAGGCACCAUGGGUACUACAAACUACCCAAAAUUAUUACUCAUACUCCAAAUAUUAUUCUCUUUAUCUUACCUAACAACCAGCCAGCAACCAGCAACAACACCAAUAACAACCACAUCAGUGCUGGACACUGAUGGUCGUGCGCUACAGAUUGGCUUAAAAUACACAAUUUUACCUAAUCAAAAUGGAACUAGUACUACUGGAGGAGGAGGUGGACUAGUACUAGCAGCUAAAAAUAGGCCAUGUCCAUUUUAUGUCAUGCAAGAAAAUCUUGAAUCAUCAUCCAAUGGCCUUCCAACAAGAUUCAUCCCUGUUGACAAUAAACAACAAGUCAUAAAUUUAUCAACUGAUUUAAACAUUGUGUUUUUUGCUGCCACAAUUUGUGUGCAGUCCACAGCGUGGAAGGUCAGUGGCAUGGACGAGAUAACGGGCAGGAGGUAUGUCAUGAGUGGUGGCAUGACUGGCCGGCCAGGGCUUGAGACAAUAAGCAAUUGGUUUAGAAUAGAAAUGUAUGGGAAUAAUGGGAGUUAUAAGAUUGUGUUUUGUCCUGGAGUUUGCAGUAAUUGUAAGGUAGUGUGUGGGAAUGUUGGUGUUUUUAAUGAGAAUGGGAAGAGGUGGCUUGGAUUGAAUGAUGAACCACUUGUUGUAAGGUUCAAAAAAGUGUUGAAUUAGUAUCAAAGAAUCGUACUUUUUAUUUA